Messenger RNA from Chelmon rostratus (copperband butterflyfish), 2557 nucleotides. It is a transcript of the gene tmem203, whose product is annotated as transmembrane protein 203. The record is from RefSeq and is a predicted model, not a curated record. The transcript has 2 exons. Bases 387 to 803 code for a protein of 138 amino acids. Gene Ontology annotation, biological process: intracellular calcium ion homeostasis. NCBI's taxonomy places the organism in Eukaryota, Metazoa, Chordata, Actinopteri, Chaetodontiformes, Chaetodontidae. Gene Ontology annotation, cellular component: endoplasmic reticulum.
UCUCGCGAUAUUUGUCAGAAAGCGAGAAAAAAGCUGAAGCUGCGAUGCUAACGGCUUGUUAGCUUUCUGUACUAAUAGUUUCGCAUCCAGCUAGAUGGAGGGGAAAACUGCUGACUAUUAUUAAGGGAGAGUUUUUCGUAGCGGCUGAGACUGGGUGUACUUCCUGCAGUCACCUCCUCAUCAUACUCCUCACGGUGGAUUUGAAGAUGUAGCCAAGGGGGAAGUGGGUCAUCUCUGAAUUACCAUUCCUGCCCAGGCACAAUCAGUGACUUCCCACCACCACCCUCAAUCUGGAGCACUUUGACCCCUGAUCAGGGCUGCCCAGUGCGCGACUCGGCCGUCCUCAGUCAGUCCGUCCCUGGUUGAAGACCCUGCUGUCCACAGCUAUGCUGUUCUCUUUGAGGGAACUGGUCCAGUGGCUGGGCUUUGCCACCUUUGAACUCUUCCUCCACCUGCUGGCUUUGCUGGUCUUCAGCAUGCUGGUUGCUCUGCGAGCUGAUAUGUUCACCCCCACACUCAGCUGGUGGCUGGUGUUCGUCCCGCUGUUUGCUGCCGACGGCCUCAGCACCUACUUCACGGCCAUCGUGUCCAUCCGUCUUUACCAGGAGAAUGAGAAGCGUCUUGCGGUGCUGCGGCUCCUCUGGGUGCUGACAGUGCUCAGCCUGAAGCUGGUGUGCGAGGUGCUGCUGUGUCAGAAGCUGGCGGAGCAGGAGCAAGCCAGAGACCUGUGGUUUGGCCUGAUUGUCUCACCGCUGUUUAUCCUGCUGCAGCUGCUCAUGAUACGAGCAUGCCGUGUCAACUGAAGAGAGGCAGUUAGUGGUCAUGCUUUUACAUCACUGACAACACAGAAACGCCAUUAGAGAUUUAAAGCAUAACAAUGGUGUAAUUUUUCUUUUGGCUCCUUGCCACUUUUUUUUUUAUAAAAAAAGCAAUUCUGAGAUUUUCAUGCACAUGUUCCAGGUCCCACCAGAAUCCAGCUGUCUAUCAUUUGCUUCAAAGGGAACACACGUUUUCAGUGCUCACUUAUGUUGCAAAAGAGUUUUUUUUUUUUUUUUAAAGAAGCAGGUAAUCUACUCUAUGUGUUUCUUAAUUCUAAAAUACACCAUACAGCCAAAAGUAUGUAGACACUCCUGUCCAUAUACAUUCAUGUACGUUAAGUCCAGGGCUAUUUGACUUCUUGGUUCCAGUGAAGGGAAAGUUUUACUGCUGCAGCAAACGGUGAUAUUUUAGUUAAGAUUGUGCUUCUACCUUUGUGGCAACAGUUUGGGGAAGGCAUUUUCCUGUUUCAAUGCAACAAAGCUUCAUUGCAAACAGUCUGGUCCAUAAAGAAAUGGUUUUCCCUGUUUGUGUGAAAGAGCUUGACUUGCCUGCACAGAGCUCUGACCUGAGACUUAUCCAACACCUUUGGUGGGAACUGGAACACCUGUGUGCCAGACCUUAUCCCCCAGAAUCAGUGUUGGACCUCACUGAUGCUCUUGGGUCCAAAUGGCAGCAAAUUCCUGCUGCCAGGUUCCAAAAUCUGGUGAGAAGCCUGAAAUCAGAAGAGUGGAGGCUGUUACAGAAACUCCCAUUGUUUUGGAAUGAGAACAGUCACAAAAGAAUAACAGUGUGACCACAUACUUUUGGCCAUGUAGUGGAAACAUACUUAAUGGUACUGAUUGCUACAGUGAACCUUUAGCUGAUACUGAAGUCUGAAUGGAAGUAGAUUAUAACGGAAUACUAAUGAAUUAAUAGCCCCAAUUUUUCUGAGCCUCCUUACCACCAGGAUGGAUCAUGGCUGUAAGUUUUUAUCAUAUUCUAGGAAUACAUAGAGUUAGAGCAGUAAAAAUGUAUUUGGGACAUGGUGCCUUUACAUAGUGCAAUCAAUGGCAGAGAAUGAGCCAAGAAGAAAAUUUAUACCAGAAUUAUGUUUUAAUGCACAUCUGCACACAGCACGUGUAAUAAAAUGGUGAAACCAAAAGGCUGGAAUGCCCAAGGCACGUUUUUGGGCAACUGUCAUAGGUAAUAGAGCUCAAGGAGUUGCUGCAGAUGUUUCGCUUUUUUCCCCAAGAGGAAGCACAAUUUGGUUAGGUUUAUUAUCUUGUGUCACUCUUUGUUGUCUGUUGCUGGGACUGUUCACACAAUUCCCCCUCCCCAAGUUGCCCGGCUUGUCAAUUCCAUUGGUGAGAAUGAACAGUAAGAAGCUGGUUCUGAAACUUGUCAGCUCAUAGCCUCAUCCCAAUGUAGAAGAACUGAAUGUGAUUUCUACAAGCAGUCAAUUGUGUGCACACGUCUUCCCUAAAUAUUGCUGUUUAUUUGUACAAUAUGUAAUGUAUUAAAUCUGUGUUAAACCAUGUGUAUGUGCUGCAUGUAUUUAAGGCCUCAUUUUCAGGUAAUUCCUGAUGUGAAAUUCUGUGUAAUAUGUAUAUGUUGGUUUUUGGAAAGAAAUUCACCAAAUUUUAUUUAUGUUCUUAUCUUCUUGUAAUGGCAUCUUUGUUGUCAUGUGUAUAUACAUGUAAAUAAACCAUCAACAUUUAACCAGUGGUGUCAAAUGAACAUUAAAGUUAGGUAGUGUGUC